Messenger RNA from Alosa alosa (allis shad), 943 nucleotides. Its product is annotated as lipocalin-like. The transcript has 6 exons. Bases 103 to 657 code for a protein of 184 amino acids. Gene Ontology annotation, molecular function: small molecule binding. The record is from RefSeq and is a predicted model, not a curated record. NCBI's taxonomy places the organism in Eukaryota, Metazoa, Chordata, Actinopteri, Clupeiformes, Clupeidae.
CAUGCUUUAUAAAGGGGCAGAGUGAGAGGCAGUGUGAGUUUACCAGUAUAAUAGUCUCCCUCAUACACACACCAACUUUUUGGGAAAUAACCUCCAAUAGCUAUGGCGACUGUUUCCACGACAACCACCUUGGGUGUGUUGGGAUUUAUUUUGUUGACAUUUAUGUCCAUCAGCAAUGGGGAGAUCCUGCCUCAAGCGGACUUUAAUCUCCAAGGGAUGUCAGGUAAAUGGUACCUGAUUGGCUUUGCCACUAAUGCCCCCUGGUUCGUGGCCCGUAAGAACAUCAUGAAGAUGAGCACGGUCCAGAUGACGCCUAUGGCCAACGGAGGACUGACCAUCGACCACUCCAGCAUCAACGCCGAUGGCUCCAGCUUCAAAAUUACCCACAAUGCAAAGCCCUCUAACAUGCCAGGCCGAUUCACCUUCAGAAGCGACCGGGCAGAGGGUGACAAUGACAUGCGGGUCGUCCAGGUCAACUAUGAUGAGUUUGCACUGAUACACACCAUCAAGACAAAAUCAGGAGCCGUCACCAUUCUCAACAAACUCUACGGUAGAACAUCUGAUCAAAGUGCUGAUGUUCUUCAGAGAUUCCGCAGCUGGUCUCUGGAGUGUGGCAUACUACCUGAGAACAUUGUAAUUUUUCCUAAGAAUGACUGAUCAUCUGGACUGGAUCUCUCUCUUUCUCUCUCUCUUUCUCACUCACAUACACACACACACACACACUCCAACCCCCACUACCCCCUUCUCCCCCACACACACUUCCAUUUGCAACUUCCUGGUGGUAACGACAAGGAAAACGACUCCCCCCCCCCCCCACACACACACACAUACAGUCUCUGCCCUCCUCUCUGACUCCAUAUUUCUCUCUCCUCUGCGCUACUCUCCCUGACUCCAUAUGUAUCUAUUUGUGCCUCCUUAUUAAAAACAGCAUGAAUCAUUAAAA